AUGGUGCUCGAGUAUUUAAACCCGAAAGCACUAUUGACUAGCAGUAACAUAGUUCGGCCACAAUCGACGACAAUCGUGUGCCAGCCGGAAAUCGACAGUCUGAGUAUCUCCCACCUCCGACCGAGGACAUUUUCCUUCAAGUUCAACUCCCAGUUUGGAAACCUCCAUCAACCGGCCAGCAACUUCGGUGCUCGAGAUGACCCAGUGACUGACGUGUCUCUACGGCCAAGUGGCCGCUUCACCGCGAAAAUUUCCUCUGCACCAGGCACUCCGACUCAGCUGAUCGGUAGAGCCCAUGAACGUAAUCUUCUGGGGCAGAAGCGUUGUAAUCCAACCAAUCAACGACCAGUCGACAGUCCCGAAUGGCAUAUUGUGAAGUGCUCGAGCAGGAUGGAAUAUUUUCCGAACAGAUCCAUUGGUCUUGAUCAGCUGGCAAAACAAAGAGUCCCAACAUACUGCGCCCUGUCGCUUCGCCUCGCAACGACAAACCCGACUGGCUAUACGACCAACUAA
Puccinia triticina is the source of this 513-nucleotide messenger RNA. RefSeq lists its product as uncharacterized. NCBI's taxonomy places the organism in Eukaryota, Fungi, Basidiomycota, Pucciniomycetes, Pucciniales, Pucciniaceae. The transcript is spliced from 4 exons. The record is from RefSeq and is a predicted model, not a curated record. Bases 1 to 513 code for a protein of 170 amino acids.